Molecule: messenger RNA, 549 nt
Organism: Clunio marinus
Lineage: Eukaryota; Metazoa; Arthropoda; Insecta; Diptera; Chironomidae
Source: the annotation of a GenBank genome assembly
AUGUCUGAAUGUAAGAGAAAUAUUGAAAUUAAAGCAAAGUUGAAAGACGAAAAAGAGUUCAAUGAGAAGAUAAAAAUUGCGCAAGAGAUUACUGGUCAGAGUAGCGGUGAAGUUAUCGUUCAGCAUGAUGUUUUCUUUAAAGUUCCAAAUGGAAGAUUGAAGUUGAGAUAUGAGCGUGAUAUUGCGAUGCUUGUUCAAUAUUCACGUGAUGAUGUUUCUGGACCGAAAUUAUCGAAAUUUAACGUUCUGAAUGUUUCUGAUGGACCUUUGAUGGAGCAAAUGCUUGACGAUUCAAUUGGCACUCUUGGCGUCUUAGACAAGACUCGUCAUCUCUUCAUUCACAAUGGAAAGACACGAAUUCAUCUCGAUGUUGUUAAGAAUAACGAUUCGAACUAUUACGGCAUGGAAUUUGAAGUUGUCAUGAAUCCUGAAGAAAAUCUGGAUGUUGGCAACAAAAUUGCUGAAGAGUUAAUGGACAAGUUUCAAUUGAGUAAAAGUCAACUACUUGAAGGAUCAUAUUUUGAAAUUCUCUCAAAAUCAUCAUCUUAA